AUGGCCGCCGACGCGCGCGUCAGCGUCAACGAAGGCAGCGAGCAGCAGACCUCGAACCGUGCACUCGACAACAACGGCACCUCCGCCACCUACAAGCCGGCCAGCAUUCCGGCUCGACGACAUCGAUCUCAUCAGCGUCAUUAUCACGACUGCCACCGCCACCGCCCGCCGGCCAAGCUGAUCGCGCCAGCAGCCGGAGAAGGAUCAGAAGGCGUGUGGCUCCGACCUGGAAGAGAGGGAAGAGAGGGAGAGAGGUGGAUAGGUGGGUAG
Molecule: messenger RNA, 270 nt
Organism: Endocarpon pusillum Z07020
Lineage: Eukaryota; Fungi; Ascomycota; Eurotiomycetes; Verrucariales; Verrucariaceae
Exons: 2
Coding region: 1-270 (89 amino acids)
Source: RefSeq, a predicted model, not a curated record